This is a messenger RNA of Racocetra persica, 491 nucleotides long. Lineage: Eukaryota; Fungi; Glomeromycota; Glomeromycetes; Diversisporales; Gigasporaceae. The record is from the annotation of a GenBank genome assembly.
AAAUUGCCGAGCCCGAUCGUUAUAAUAAGUCAUUAAUUAGCAUUAAUAAGCAAAAUAAUAUAGUCGUUAAAAAACUAUUAUCAUUUGGUGAAAAGAUCACAUUAAUGACUAAAGUGUUAUACGAAAAACAAAGAAAAGAAAAUAAUAUACUAGAAUUAAAUCCAGAUCAAUUUCAGAAAAUGCUUGAAGAUGCUAAGCCACAAUUGGUAGGAUUCUUUAAUGAGCUAUAUGACGCAUUUAUCUCCAAAAGACGAUCAUCUUAUAAUAGAAAAGAAGAUAAAAAAAAAGUAGUUAAUAUAUAUUAUUCAAUUGCGAUGAUACGUAAUAGGCUUGUAAAUGACUAUCCAUUAGAAAUCGGAUUAUAUUUAGUAGCAUCAGGUGCAUUUUGUGAUGCAAUUGAUGCAAUGCAUAAGGCAGAUAUUAUAGUUUGUUACAAAACUGUUAAAAACUAUAGGAAAAAGGUUGUUGCUGCACAUCCAGAAAACAUCUGA